Molecule: messenger RNA, 3861 nt
Organism: Habropoda laboriosa
Lineage: Eukaryota; Metazoa; Arthropoda; Insecta; Hymenoptera; Apidae
Product: guanylate cyclase 32E
Exons: 22
Coding region: 1-3861 (1286 amino acids)
Biological process (GO): receptor guanylyl cyclase signaling pathway; intracellular signal transduction; cGMP biosynthetic process
Molecular function (GO): protein kinase activity; guanylate cyclase activity; peptide receptor activity
Source: RefSeq, a predicted model, not a curated record
AUGCUACUGGCAAACGUGGAGAGGGCCUAUCUGUUACUAACGGCGAUCCACGUUCUACUCGAUAAGGGCGCCGACGGUGAGACGUUCACCCUCGGCUACAUCACCGGCUCGAAGAGACGUCCAGGGGACUUGGAGUAUCAGCGCCCUGGUUACCGGAUAUCCGGCGCCAUAUCGCUCGCCGUGGAAGAGGUGAACGCAGGUGAGCUGGGUCGACGAGGGCACAAGCUCGAUUUCCUGGUCGCAGAGACUUAUGGCGAGGAGGAGACCAGCAUCCUGAUGACCGCCGAUCUCUGGACGAAGAACAUCAGCGCGUACAUCGGUCCCCAGGAAACCUGCAUCCACGAGGGAAGAAUGGCUGCCGCGUUCAACCUCCCAAUGAUAUCUUACUUCUGCACGCAUCGCGACUCCUCCGAUAAGAAGGAGUUCCCUACGUUCGCGAGGACCAGGCCACCUGACACGCAGAUCUCCAAGUCGGUGGUUUCCGUGUUGAUGGCGUUCAAUUGGACCAAAGUGACGUUCAUGUAUAUGAACUCAACGCUGUUCGAGUUCAACAAAAUGUCGACGAUCGCGGAAACCAUACUGUCGUCGUUCGAAGCGGCCGGCGUGACAGUGAACUUCCUUCGUUGCUGGGAAGAACCUUAUCACGUCACUCACAUGACCAAUCCGUUCCACGAGCACGUCAGCGAGACGUAUCGGGAAACAAGAAUUUACGUGAUUCUAGGGAAUUACUAUGAGCACAUGGGGCUGCUGAUGGCUCUGGACGAACGGAAGCUCUUGGAAAAAGGCGAAUACUGGGUGGUCGGUGUCGACAUCGAGCAGUACGACGAGAAACGACCGGACAAGUACUUCCGCGGGUUAUGGCAGAAGAAGACCAACUCGUCGAUCCUGAAGGCGUAUCGUAGCUACUUCAGCGUAGUCGCUACUGCUUCUAUCUACUCGAAGAAUUUCACUAGGAUGGUGAACGCGUACAGACAGAAACCGCCCUUUAAUUUCUCUAAUCCACUGGCGAACGUCGGUGGAAUUGUUCAGAUCGUGCCGGAGACGGCGUACCUGUACGAUGCGGUGCACCUCUACGAGAGAUCGCUGCUGAAAGCUCUAGACGAGAAUCGGGAUCCACGGAACGGUCGAGAGAUGGUGUCGACCCUGUACGGUGUUAAUUAUCGAAGCGCCAUGGGGUACAUGGUCUACAUGGACGAAAACGGCGACGCUGAAGGCAAUUACACUCUGAUUGCGUUGGACAAUCGGCCGACAAAGGGACACGGUCUAUACCCCAUAGCGUACUUUGUGGGAAAGGAGAACGGCACGAACUUGCCAAAACUUCGAUUGACCAGGGACAUUUCGUGGAUCGGCGAUGGACCGCCGAUCGCGGAGCCACACUGCGGGUACCAUGGCGAGAAAUGCACCUCUCACACGGGAGAGAUCGUGGGAGGUAUAGCCGGUGGAUUUCUGUUGAUCAUCAUGGCCGUGAUCCUGGUGCUGUACAGGAACUGGAAGUACGAACAGGAACUGGAUUCCUUGCUGUGGAAGGUGAACUACAAAGAUAUUCAGAUCAAAGAACAGAAGGACGAGUCGGCGGGAGUGAACGAGGCGUCUACCAAAUGCAAUCCCAAGACGACGACGCAGCCAAUAGUGAGAACGAGUCAGGUGUCUUUGAGCUCGAAUCCAGACGCGGAUUUCCGCUACUCGAUGAUCUACACUCAGGUAGGCGUGUACAAGGGACGGAUAUUCGCCGUGAAGAAAGUUCGUAAGAAAUCGAUCGAGAUCACCCGUGAAAUGAAGAAGGAGCUGAAAGUGAUGCGCGACUUGCGACACGAUAAUUUGAACGCUUUCAUCGGUGCGUGCACCGAUCCGCCAAAUAUAUGCAUCGUCGUGGAGUAUUGUGCGCGUGGAAGUCUCAAGGACAUCUUGGAGAACGAGGACAUGAAGCUGGAUAACAUGUUCAUGGCGUCUCUGGUCGGAGAUAUAAUCAGGGGUAUGAUCUAUCUGCACGAGUCGGUCAUAAAAUAUCAUGGCUCGCUGAGUACGUCGAACUGCCUGGUGGACUCGCGAUGGGUCGUUAAAUUGGCGGACUUUGGCUUGCACGAAUUCAAAAAGGACGCGGAAUGUGAGCCCUGCGACGUCAUGAAGAAGUAUCACGGUCUGCUGUACCGAGCUCCAGAACUACUGAGAUCGACGAAAAGUCAAGAUCCAACGGUGAGAGACUAUCAAAGAGCAGACGUCUACUCGUUCGGGAUAGUUUUAUACGAGCUGCAAGGACGACACGGUCCUUUCGGGAUCACGGAACACUCCAACUCGGAGAUAUUGAAGAAAAUAAUCACGAAGGAGCAGGGAACCGAGUGUUUCAGACCACCGUUGGACCAGUUGGAGAACUGUUUCCAUUUCGUGAGGGAAUGUCUGAUAGAGUGCUGGGCGGAGGAUCCUGAGAUUCGACCAGACUUCAAGAUCGUCAGGAACAAGCUGAGGCCGCUGAGAAAGGGCAUGAAACCAAACAUAUUCGACAACAUGAUGGCAAUGAUGGAGAAGUACGCGAAUAACUUGGAAGCAUUGGUGGACGAGAGAACGGACCAAUUAACGGAGGAGAAGAAGAAAACAGAUGCUCUGUUGUACGAAAUGUUGCCGCGUUACGUGGCCGAACAGCUGAAAAGAGGACACAAAGUCGAAGCUGAGAGCUUCGACUGCGUGACCAUUUAUUUCAGCGACAUAGUUGGCUUCACGGCGAUGUCUGCUGAGAGUACACCUUUACAGGUGGUGGAUUUUCUCAACGAUCUGUACACCUGUUUCGACUCGACGAUAGAAAAUUACGACGUGUACAAAGUGGAGACGAUCGGCGACGCUUACAUGGUGGUAAGCGGUUUACCAAUUCGAAACGGUAUUCAGCACGCGGGAGAAAUUGCCAGCAUGUCCUUGUGCCUCCUAGACGCCAUUAAACAAUUUACCAUUCGACAUAGGCCGCUCGAAAAGUUGCAACUACGAAUCGGUAUACACUCGGGUCCAGUGUGCGCCGGUGUCGUAGGCCUAAAAAUGCCUCGUUACUGUCUCUUUGGGGAUACCGUGAACACUGCUAGUCGUAUGGAGUCUACGGGAUCUCCUCUAAAAAUCCACUGCAGCAAAGAGACGAAGGCUCUCCUAGACCAGCUAGGCGGAUUCAGCGUGAUAGAGAGAGGCCUAGUUUCCAUGAAAGGCAAAGGCGAGCGUCUAACCUACUGGUUGAUCGGCGAGGACUGUGUCCUGCGCGAAGAACGUACCAGAGAACGUGAAAACCGUCGAAGCGGUUGUGCAAAGAAGAACAGCACUACGAAUCCUCUAAUCCCGCGAAGUUCCCUCAAGAACAAAUCCCUAGUUCGAUCCACCUUCAUGAGGUGUUCCAGCGAAUCGCCGAAACGGUUGCGUUUCGCCAGUUCCGAUCAGUUGGAUCAAAAGUGUUCACGCGUGAACAGCCAGUUAGAAUCGAUCGUCGACAACAGUCCGUGCAAGCCGAAGAUGUCCUCCGCGAGCAGGCCGUCCUGCAUCGACACGUGGAGAUCCUCGAGCAAUUCUUGCCCGUGCGUGGAGAAACUGUGCGAGCAAGAGGCUGAAAUGGACGCGAAAGAUCUGACGCGACAACGGUUGCAGCCUGUCGGGGGCAACGCGUUGCUUCGUGCAAACUGGACGAUCGGGAACGAGCCGUACUUCCCGCGAGGAGGAGCCAAGAACUUCCGGCUUGGGAUCACGCAGACGACCUGCAGAUCCGCGCCCAGCAGCCCGAGGCACAGCACGUUGAUCUUAAAUUGUCAGAGGCGAGCAGCGCAGUCGAGCGAAGAGAUAGACGGAUGGGACGCUACAACGCCACUGAUUUAUUAUCCGGGAGGACGAUUGGAUUAA